AUGGAAAUAAAGAAGGGAAAAAGAAUUGAAGGACCCAAUUCUUUCAAGAAAAUUAUUAGACAUCACAGAGACAAUGCCAACCAAGCUAUCAACCCAUACACACUGAAGUCAAUACUUUGGCAAUUGUUUAAUGGGCUAAAUUAUCUUCACAGCAACUGGAUUAUGCAUCGAGAUCUUAAACCCUCCAAUAUUUUGGUAAUGGGUGAUGGAAAAGAACAAGGAGUUGUAAAAAUUGUUGAAUUUGGACUUGCUAGAAUAUAUCAAGCUCCACUGAAGCCAUUGUUUGAUAAUGGGGUUGUUGUAACCAUUUGGUAUCGUUCACUAGAGUUGCUCCUUGGAGGGAAACACUAUACUAGUGUUGCUGAUAUGUGGGCUGUUGGCUAUAUAUUUGCUGCGCUUAUGACAUUGAAGCCAUUGUUUCAAGGACAAGAAGUUAAAGCCACACCAAACCCUUUUCAGCUUGAUCCACUUGAAAAAAUUUUCAAGGUUUUAGGUCAUCCAACAGUAGAAAAAUGGCCAACACUUGCCCAUCUUCCACAUUGGCAAACAGAUGAGCAACACAUCCAAGGGCACAAAUAUCCUAGUCUUUACAGUUUUGUUCACCUCUCUCCAAAAAAUCCCGCAUAUGAUCUUCUCUCUAAAAUGCUGGAGUAUGCGUUGCCUCUUUAA
Lactuca sativa (garden lettuce) is the source of this 669-nucleotide messenger RNA. Its product is annotated as cyclin-dependent kinase E-1. Gene Ontology annotation, cellular component: mediator complex; nucleus. Lineage: Eukaryota; Viridiplantae; Streptophyta; Magnoliopsida; Asterales; Asteraceae. Gene Ontology annotation, biological process: protein phosphorylation. Gene Ontology annotation, molecular function: protein serine/threonine kinase activity; ATP binding. The record is from RefSeq and is a predicted model, not a curated record.